AUGACGCAGAGCAAUGCACACAGCUUGCUCAGGACGACCGGUCUGACCCUAGUUGCCGUUUUCACCCUCGGGCCGCUUGCAUACUAUUCUUAUACGGAGACCGUGCGACAUACCGUCAUCAGACGACGCAAGCGACGCUAUGAAUCAAUUGUCAAGCGUAUACACUCAUCUGCCUCGGCCGAGUCGAGUGACGCGACACGAGCAGGCCCAGAGGAGCUCGAGGCAAUACAGGAACGUUUUGCUCCCAUCAUCGCUGGCGGGCGAUGGCACAAUCCUUUUACAGAGUUCCGAGAGGAGGGCGCAUGGGAAUGGCUCGUAUGGAAGCUUAUCAUCCAACCCCUCACGGGCAAGACAGGCUGGACAGGGGGCCUGAGCAGGGAUGACGAGGAAACCGUCAAGAAAGCGCUGCCAGUCGAGCGACCAGACUUUCAGCUGCUGUUUGCGAAUGACCCAGAGAUGGCGUCAGACCUAGUCCACCUCGAUCCUGACAACAGCAAUCCAGGGCUAGCUCAGGAUGACAAGAUGGGCGGUAGCUGGGCACGUCUCUCCCAGACCGGCACGAGCAGUGCUGCGACAAGCAGAAGUCUGUCCGAUGAGGGCGAUCGCAUAGCCGUGGAAAGGUUCAAAAGGUCUAUCGCACCCGACGAUGCGAAGAUUACAGUCGGCAAGCGCAUGACGGUCACCUGGUUCGGACAGUCUACGCUCUUUUGUCAAUUAGACGGCGUCAACAUCCUUACGGAUCCCGUGUUUGGUCAUCAGCCGCUGGACACCUUCUUGGCGCCCAAACGUAUGCGGCCCCUCCCUUGUCCGAUCACACACCUGCUCGCGGUUGAUGUCUGUCUCGUCUCACACAACCACUUCGAUCAUCUUGAUGCACGGGCAGUCGACUAUCUAGGCAACAGCAUUACCUGGGUCGUCCCACUUGGCCUGGGCGAUUUCUUCAGACGGCGAGGCAUACACACCGUGCGCGAACUGACAUGGUGGCAGACGACGACACUCGAAGCAGACGGACGCCCGCCCAUCGAGAUUGUUUGCCUACCGACGAUGCAUUGGUCAGCGCGUACACCGCUUGACACGAACCAAUCGCUCUGGUGCUCCUUUGCCGUCAUCGGCUCUCGCGAUCGCUUCUUCCAUUGUGGCGAUACUGGCUACUGUCCCGUCUUUGAAGCCAUCGGUCGAGCCUACGGUCCCUUUACGCUAGCCGCUCUACCGAUUGGAGCCUACGAGCCGAGAUGGCAUCUUUCACCGCAGCACGUUGAUCCAGAAGGUGCUGUCAACAUACACAGAGACAUCCGAGCUCAGCGGUCCAUUGGCGUUCAUUGGGGAACUUGGUCCCUCUCUGAUGAGUAUUACGACGAUCCGCCCAAGGAUCUAGCAAGAGCCCGUGCAAAGCUGGGCAUAGACAGCAAAGCAUUUGAUGUUGUUCCCGUCGGUCGGACCAUUCGACUAUAG
Molecule: messenger RNA, 1452 nt
Organism: Mixia osmundae IAM 14324
Lineage: Eukaryota; Fungi; Basidiomycota; Mixiomycetes; Mixiales; Mixiaceae
Exons: 2
Coding region: 1-1452 (483 amino acids)
Biological process (GO): N-acylethanolamine metabolic process; N-acylphosphatidylethanolamine metabolic process
Cellular component (GO): membrane-bounded organelle; cytoplasm
Molecular function (GO): N-acylphosphatidylethanolamine-specific phospholipase D activity
Source: RefSeq, a predicted model, not a curated record